This is a messenger RNA of Symbiodinium sp. CCMP2456, 1632 nucleotides long. NCBI's taxonomy places the organism in Eukaryota, Dinophyceae, Suessiales, Symbiodiniaceae. The record is from the annotation of a GenBank genome assembly.
AUGACCACCACCGCCCUCGACCGCAACACGCUACUCGGCGUCGCCCCCAUCCUGGUGGCCGGCGCGAUUGUGCUGCCCGCGGCGGCGAUCUUUGGUGACCCCACGGCGGCGGUCGUCGCGGCCUGCGGCGUGUGUGCGACCUUCGCGAUCUACGUGGUCGCCGAGUCGAUCGCCAAGCUGUCCCGGAUCGAACGACCGCUCGAGAGGAUGCUGCUGACCAUGGGCGUCCGCGGGAUGCUAGCCGCGAUCGCCGUGCUGGCGAGCAUCGCCACCAGCGGCGUUGAGCCCAAGGUCAUCGCCCUGGUCGCCGUGCCGCUCUACCUGAGCCUGAUCGCGGGCGAGGGGAUUGCUGCAACGACCUUAGGAACUGAUCCGCCGAUGGCCGCUGGAAAGAACCCGCUGUCUCCCGAGGUGCUCUUCGAGCACGUUCAGGACGCGCCGUACUUCCACGUGCCGCGUGUAAUGGCGCCAACAGGCUCCGACGGACACAUUCAACUGCCGCAGCCGCUGGCGACCCUGAUUGAGGGCUCCGACCACGGCCACGGUCCUACCUACAAGCCCGUCGUCGAACUGACGACAGGCGUGAAGGUGCUGGAUAAGUCGCUCUUGCCGAUGGACUUCGUCUUCACGAAGUUCAUGGUGAUCGAGCUGUUGGUGCUGGUGAUCAGCGUGCUGCUUUUCGGCUGGCUGGCGACCAGGAUCAAGGCCGGCUCUGCCGCCAAGGGCUGGUUCGCCAACCUGCUCGAGACCUUCUUGUUGUUUAUCCGCGACGAAGUGGCCCGCCCGACCAUCGGCGAGCACGACGCCGACGAUUACCUGCCGUUCUUGUGGACGAUUUUCUUCUUCGUGCUGGGCUGCAACCUGUUCGGCAUGGUGCCGUGGUUCGGCUCGCCGACCGGCUCGCUCGCCGUAACCGCGGUGAUGGCCCUGAUGACGUUCAUCACCGUGGUGGGCAUCGGCAUCGCGAAGUACGGGUUUGCCGGGUUCCUCAAGGCUCAGGUCCCGCACAUGGACCUGCCCGGCCCGGUGGCGGUCUUCCUGGUGCCGAUGAUCUUCGUGAUUGAGAUCUUCGGCCUGCUGGUCAAGCACGGCGUGCUUGCCGUGCGUUUGCUCGCCAACAUGCUUGCCGGUCACAUUGUGCUGGCGGUGAUUAUCGGCUUCAUCAGCUACACGGCCGCCUCGGUCGUGUGGUGGGGCGUGGCGCCCGCCAGUGUCCUCGGCGCAACAGCGCUGAGCUUCCUAGAGCUAUUUGUCGCCUUCCUACAGGCUUACAUCUUCGUGUUCUUGUCGUCGCUGUUUAUCGGUUCUGUGGUGCACCCGCACUGGAGACCACCCGUGGCGCAACUGUUCCGCAUCGCCAGCAUGUGCAUGGCUUACUUGCUCCUCGCUUCGUCGGCUGACGCUCAGGAAGCUGUCGCAAUGAGCUUCGACGCCGUCGGCAAGGGCAUCGGCGCCGGCCUCGUAAUCCUGGGCGCUGGCCUGGGCAUCGGCAAGAUCGGCGGCAUGGCUGUCGAAGCCAUGAGCCGUCAGCCCGAGGUUUCUGGCAACAUCCAGACCGGCAUGAUCAUCGCGGCGGCUCUGAUCGAAGGCGCCACGUUCUUCGCGCUGAUCCUGAUCGGCUUCUUGAUGUAA